AUGGUUCUAAGUGGCACGUUAACCGACAUCCCAGAGCCGCCGAAGUGCCUAAGUACAAUAGUGCCGCCGCCUUUUGUUCUGCGCUAUUCAGCAUCGGCACACAUACUCACGGACUUACGAACGGCCUGGCGCCUUCACGAUUUCAUACACGCUCACGACUUCAUCGACGUCUCGAACGCUUUACUCCUUGCCACGUCUUGCUUUGCUAUUGAGCACGCCUUGUACGACAUGGGCCCGCAUGAUACGGCCAACGAUCCAUCGGCUGGUCCGGUGCCCUCCGAGCACUCUUCCACGAGGCCGCACGCGACCCUUCUAUGGCGAAUCCGUCGCUUCUUCACGCGCCACUUUCACGCUCCGCGCCCAUGUCUGCGACGUGCUCGCCCAUCUCACGAGUUUAUUGCCUCAAACGACAAUCCCACGCACGCUACGACUGCUCAGCCUUCCCGUACGGACGGCAUCCUAGACGCGAUCGAGCGGCACCGCGAGACGACAGAGCAGGGCUUCAAUAGGAUCGCGGACGCCAUCGGUCAAGCUGCACUGGGUCUCGCGGGCCACGGCGGCGGUCCUGGUGGGUUCCCACCCGGGAUCGCAUCAGACCCACCCGAAGUCGACGACCACCAGCCAUACGCAUCUUUCACGACCCAAGAAGCUUCAAGCCCGAACGAUGAUAUGCUGAACUUUCCGAACCCCGACCUGGUCGGUCAACCCUCCCGCCCGCUUGUCCGCCUGCUCAGGCCUGCGUCGCCCUCGCGAAAUGAGAUACGUCCAUCUAACGAUCCUAGGAGCCCGCGUGUCUCGCGCGACUACGACACGAGUGGAGACGACGAGACGAUGCAGGCCGCCGAGUCUGGACGACGCUCGCAGGGAGAGCGCGUUUCGCAUGAGCUCGCAGAAAGCGGCGCCGGCCCUUCCCAUGCAGCCUUGGGCAAUCCAUCCCAAGCUCAUGAGUUCGCCGGAGACGGGCAGCGGGAGGACGCUGGAGAGGCUACCUCGCGCGAGCAGCGGGUGGUCGCGGCACCUCAGGAGGACAACGGUCCUCAGGCGAGCUCUUCUCGAGAGCACCACGGCAUCGGCGACUCUAGCAAUGCUCCCGGCGCUAGCUCUGGAGAUGGCGACCCGGCAUUGGUUCUAUCUACUCAAGACCGCGAUGUUCUCAAUGAUAUGCUUGCCCAUCCGGAAGCUUACCAGUGGAAUGUCGAGUACCAACUCGCAGGUGAUUCCCCUGGGGAAGACCCGUUCCCCGAGUUGGCACCCUCUCCAGACCCUGUUUCUCCGGCCUUGUAUGCGCCUCUGAGUCGCACGAUACCGCUACCCGCUCUCGACCUGCCAGGCGCUGACAUCGCGCCGGCGCAGUCUGGCCCUGUCGCGUCGUCCUUCGGAGACGCGGAUGCUGCGCAGACGGCCGGUGCCCCGCUCUCCUUCCCCUCGCUCGACACGAGCUCCAUUCAUUCGGCAAGCUCUGCCUUGCUGCACUACGUUCCUGCGGCUGAAGCGGAGACGAGACGUUACGACGAGCGGUCGGGGAGGCGGAAAUUGGCUGCCAUGAUGUCGGACCCGCCCCGUCAGGUCGUUGACCAGGAGGUUGGAGCGGGACAGCAGCGGCAGAGCGUCGCUUUGGACGCUGCGUCAGCGUUUGACGGAGAAGCUUUCCACCACUCUUCUCCACGACAAGAGACUCCACCGGACAACGAUGCAGAGCAAUCUAGUGAUGCCGCGGACGAGGACCCCACUCGUGCCGUCCUCGACGUCGCCCAGCAAAACCUCCGCUCGACGUACAUCCACUACCGCGACUUCGUCGUGGCAGACGGAGUUUUCAUCGGACGCAGGCUGCUGAUCUCCGUCGGAAGGAAGGUGGAGCUGCCGGACCCGUCCGAGCCCUUUGACGAAGGGCUCAAUAACCUCCUCUAUGUCUGCGAAGCGCGUCCGCAUGAUCUCACGCAGCUUUAUGUGGAGGUUCAUCAAAGCCGGGUCUCUGGCGGGCAGUACGACGAUCAAGACACGCUGAAUGCUAUCCUGCUUGCAAUCCGCGCUUACUUGCCAAGCUUCAACACGGCAGUCGUCUCAUUCAAGGCAUUUGAUGACGUGCAAGCCACUCAGGCGGUACAGCAGGCUCGACGCUCGAUUGCUAACGACUUCUCUCAUCUUCACCACGUCCGGAUUGAAGGAAUCACUUCAGCAGCACGACUUCUUACGUUCCCAAUCCAGGAUUUGUGCGUCCUUGAGGCUCUCUUCCCCACUUCAGAGAUGGACAUCAAGAUUCUCCUGAUGCAUCGCAGUGAUCGACUGGCUUUUCUGACUGCGGGGCCUAUUGAUUCCCGCCAGCCAAAUUACCUGUCAGGUUUUGCGCACGGUUCCCGCGCUUCCCCUAUUGCAGACCAUCCACACACCUUCGUCGUGCACUUGAAGUCCGCGUUCCCUUGCGAGCAAGCGCUGAAGAGUGUUCCGGGCAAUGCCGUUGUACAUUUCACGCUCACUGAGACGCGUGGGCUUGACAAACUUCGAGCCAUCAUGGAGGUUCAUCCGACGUGGACUAUGCGACUAGAUUGAUAGGGUAUACGGCCUUUCUGAG
Molecule: messenger RNA, 2569 nt
Organism: Schizophyllum commune H4-8
Lineage: Eukaryota; Fungi; Basidiomycota; Agaricomycetes; Agaricales; Schizophyllaceae
Exons: 3
Coding region: 1-2547 (848 amino acids)
Source: RefSeq, a predicted model, not a curated record